Frieseomelitta varia is the source of this 1404-nucleotide messenger RNA. It is a transcript of the gene RagC-D, whose product is annotated as ras-related GTP-binding protein D. Gene Ontology annotation, molecular function: GTPase activity; GTP binding. The record is from RefSeq and is a predicted model, not a curated record. Gene Ontology annotation, cellular component: Gtr1-Gtr2 GTPase complex; lysosome; nucleus. Gene Ontology annotation, biological process: cellular response to starvation; positive regulation of TOR signaling; cellular response to amino acid stimulus. NCBI's taxonomy places the organism in Eukaryota, Metazoa, Arthropoda, Insecta, Hymenoptera, Apidae. The transcript has 7 exons. Bases 92 to 1303 code for a protein of 403 amino acids.
GUGCAAUCAUACGAUAACAUUGUAAAUUUUGUGAAUCCAAAGUUUAAUCGUAAAAGAAGCAUUAAAUAAAUAAAAGAUACAAAGCACGAAUAUGGAUGACGAUGAUCAGUAUCAAGCUGGUUAUGAUGUAGGUUCUUUUCCUAAAGAUUUUGGGUAUGCCCCAUUUGAUGGAGAAACAGAGGGAUCUAUGGAUCCUUUAGCAGGAGAACAAAAACCUAGAAUAUUAUUAAUGGGCCUUCGUAGGAGUGGAAAGUCAUCAAUACAAAAAGUAGUUUUUCAUAAAAUGUCACCAAACGAAACGUUGUUUUUGGAAAGCACAAACAAAAUUAUCAAAGAUGAUAUAAGCAAUUCUAGUUUUGUUCAAUUCCAAAUUUGGGACUUUCCUGGACAAAUUGAUUUCUUCGAUCCUACUUUUGAUAGUGAUAUGAUAUUUGGUGGUUGUGGAGCACUAGUUUUUGUUAUCGAUGCUCAAGAUGAUUACAUGGAAGCGCUUAAUAAACUUCAUUUGACAGUUACAAAAGCAUACAAAGUUAAUCAAGCAAUAAAAUUUGAGGUGUUCAUACAUAAGGUUGAUGGCUUAUCUGAUGAUUGUAAAAUGGAAACACAAAGAGAUAUACAUACUAGAGCGAAUGAUGAUCUUGCAGAUUCUGGAUGUGACCAAAUACAUCUGAGUUUUCAUUUAACAUCCAUAUAUGAUCAUAGUAUAUUUGAAGCAUUUAGUAAAGUUGUACAAAAAUUGAUACCACAAUUACCAACUCUAGAAAAUUUAUUAAAUAUACUCAUAUCAAAUUCUGCAAUUGAAAAGGCAUUUUUAUUUGAUGUAGUGUCUAAAAUUUAUAUUGCAACUGAUAGUUCUCCUGUAGACAUGCAAAGUUAUGAACUGUGUUGUGAUAUGAUUGAUGUUGUUAUAGAUGUAUCUUGCAUAUAUGGUUUGAGAGAGGAUUUAGAGGCUGCAGCAUUUGAUAAUCAAAGUUCUAGUUUAAUCAAAUUAAAUAAUGGAACAAUUUUAUAUUUGCGAGAAGUUAAUAAAUUCUUGGCUUUAGUCUGUAUUUUGCGUGAAGAUAAUUUUGACAGACAAGGUGUAAUUGAUUAUAACUUUCUUUGCUUUCGUAAAGCUAUACAACAAGUCUUUGAAUUGCGUAAUAAAGCUUUAACUACUACAAAUGUUAAUAAUCAUUCAACACCACCUAUUAAUUUGAAUGAAACUACAAAUGCACCUACAGUAUCACAAAGUGGAACAAUGGGACAAAAUGGUACCGUUGUAAUUGCACAGAGUUUUGGCCAGAAUAGAAUUUUUCUUUAAAUUAAAUAGAAAAAAUUAUUCACUUUUACUUUAAAUACUAUUACGAUAAUAUAUUUCAAUCAUGUUAUUCAUAACUUAAUUUUAUAAAUAUUUACUUAAUA